Molecule: messenger RNA, 1005 nt
Organism: Bactrocera oleae (olive fruit fly)
Lineage: Eukaryota; Metazoa; Arthropoda; Insecta; Diptera; Tephritidae
Source: RefSeq, a predicted model, not a curated record
CGGUACCACAAAGUUAUCGAUAAGUCAAUAGAGCAAGUUUUUGAUUUGCUGAUACAACUAUUCAAAGUUACCUGUUUUAAAAAAUUCCUCCUGAGAAGAGGAAACGUAUCGUAAAAUGUUAACUAAUAUUUUUUACUGAAGCAGCAAUACGUUAUAUAUAGGUUGAUUUUUCUACAAAUUGUCAAUGUAAUUCAAUUGAAUUCAAUUCGAUACAACAAAAACAUCUGACCAUACAAUUCUUGCAUGCUUUACAGCAACAAUUUGCACAGCAAAAAAAAAAAAAUUAAAAUAAGCUUUUCAGAUUUGUUAUGAAAAGGAGCGCAGUAGAAAUGGAGCGUCUGACAUAUGAAACUGCCGUGAAAAAAGCGCAGUUGGUUGAACGGAACCCUCAUCCAAAUGGCGUGAAUAUAUUGGAUCCAUUGCGUGUGUCUAUGCAUAAUGAGGAAGACAUCAUUUCACUGGCAACGCAAAUACAAAAUGCGGAUAAGCAGUUGAAAGUUGGAACAUGCCAGAAGCUUUGUGUGAUACUAGAUCAGAUUAAAAUGCUGCAAGCGCAAGCCAUGGAAAUACUAAAGGAGUCCGAAGAGAAUCAAUUAUUGCACAAUGCCGCUUGUAACUUCACAAAGAAACCCGGCCAUGUUUAUCAUCUUUAUCAACGUCAAUCCGGCCAGAGCUAUUUCAGUAUGCUUUCGCCAGAAGAAUGGAGCGGCAGUGUCGAUCAGAAAUAUCUUGGCAGCUACAGAUUAGAAUUUGAUUUAUCAUGGACAUCGUUGGAUAAAAUGAAGGAGCGUGAUGAGAAGAUGAAGUGGGCUGAGAAAUGUUUGGCAACAACCUCAUUAGCUGCAGCUCCAAUACCAAUGGCCAUUGAUUUUGGUAAUGAUAAAUAAACAACUAAGUGCUUUAGAAAAAUUUGGUGUGUAAUAAAAAUUCUAACUCUAAGCUUGAAAAUAAAAGAUAUUGUUAUUGUGAGACGUGUUAUCAUCACAUAAUUUAUUUAAAAGAUAA